AUGAGGGCUCAUGGACAACGUACCCCUCACUCCCUCAUGUCAUCCUACCGCUCGAUACCCGGAGUGCUGCUCAGCACGCUCGCGCUCUUGGGUGUCACGCAUGUCCGAGGAGACUUCGCCUCCGACUGCUCCGCGCUCAUUGACCAGAUCAGCCUCGACAACGUCACCGUGCUCUCGACGGACUUCGUAGCGGCUGGCACGAAUGUGAGCCUCGGGAACGUCCCUGCUUCGUGCAAACGGCCAUCGCACCAUGUCGCCAGUUCUGACCUCUGUCGCGCGGUCAUGAAUGUCUCGACCUCUGCACGUAGCGGAAUACGUAUGGAGGCAUGGUUCCCGAAGAACUAUACCGGUCGAUUCUUGAGUGCAGGGAACGGCGGUCUCGGAGGAUGCAUUCAGCACGACGACCUCGACUACGCUGCUUCGCUAGGCUUUGCUGCCGUCGGCGCGAACAACGGGCACGACGGCAUAACCGGCGAGCCCUUCUUCAACAACCCGGAUGUCGUUGCCGACUUCGCCUGGCGUUCGCUGCACACUGGUGUCGUCGUCGGCAAGCAGCUUGUCGAGACCUUUUACGGCGUCCCGCACAACAAGUCAUACUACUUGGGAUGCUCCACGGGUGGCCGACAAGGCUUCAAAGCGGUGCAGGACUUCCCCGACGACUUUGAUGGCGUCGUCGCGGGUGCGCCCGCCUUCGCUUGGACGGAGAUGUUGUUCUGGGCCGGCACGCUGUUCAUGACGACCGGGACGCCGGAGGACCCGACCUUCGUGUCGACUCAUGACGGGUGGACAAUCAUCCAUGACGAGGUGCUCAAGCAGUGCGACGCGCUCGACGGUGCAGCAGAUGGCAUCCUCGAAAAUCCCGACCUCUGCAAUUUCGACUUGACGUCGCUCAUCUGCGCAGACGACAACGCGACGAACUGCCUAACGGAGACACAGGCGGAGACCGUACGCGCGGUACUCAGCCCCGUCUACGAUAAGGACGGCUCAGUUCUGCACCCACGGAUGCAACCAGGCGCCGAAUACCUUGCGGGCCUGGUUGCGUCCACCGGGCAGCCCAGUGCGGUCACCACGGAUUGGUACCGCUACGUCAUCUAUAAUGAUACCACCUGGGACCCCACCACCCUUUCCCUCGACGACUACACCGCCGCCAGAGUGCAGAACCCCGCUGGCGUCGACUCCUACAAGGGCGACCUCUCCGCCUUCGCCGCCUCCGGCGGCAAAGUCCUCCACUACCACGGCCUCGCGGACGGCCUCAUCACCUCCGACAACUCGAAGCGCUACUACGCCCACGUCCAGCAAACCAUGAACAAACAGCCCGCCGAGCUCGACGACUUUUACCGCUUCUUCCCCAUCAGCGGCAUGUCGCACUGCAUUGACGGGCAGGGCGCAUACCGCAUCGGCAACGUCGCGGGUGCGGCGGGGAUGAGCGCGGAUGAGAAUGUGCUAAUGUCGAUGGUGCGGUGGGUGGAGGAGGGCGUGGCGCCGGAGGUCGUGCGCGGUGUGGACGCAAACGGGACGUAUUGGCGCGCGCACUGCAAGUGGCCGAAGACGAACAAGUACGUUGGGCCAGGGGCCUACGAAGACGAGUCAGCCUGGCAGUGCUCUUGA
This is a messenger RNA of Schizophyllum commune H4-8, 1608 nucleotides long. RefSeq names its product tannase and feruloyl esterase. The transcript has 3 exons. The record is from RefSeq and is a predicted model, not a curated record. Lineage: Eukaryota; Fungi; Basidiomycota; Agaricomycetes; Agaricales; Schizophyllaceae. The coding region runs from base 1 to 1608 and encodes 535 amino acids.